This is a messenger RNA of Annulohypoxylon maeteangense, 1469 nucleotides long. RefSeq names its product DmpA/ArgJ-like protein. The record is from RefSeq and is a predicted model, not a curated record. The transcript has 2 exons. Bases 95 to 1291 code for a protein of 398 amino acids. Gene Ontology annotation, molecular function: aminopeptidase activity. NCBI's taxonomy places the organism in Eukaryota, Fungi, Ascomycota, Sordariomycetes, Xylariales, Hypoxylaceae.
AUGUAGUCUUGGUACUACAAGUUAGCAUUGGGAAUGAAAGGGGUGCAGAUACCAAAAUACCAAUUACCUUACUUUAAUUCUCAUUCAUUUUACUAUGUCGUCGGAGUCAGGCACAACCACAACCACAGGCAAUGAGCCUCGAAUGCGACUCAGAGAUCUUCUGCCUAACUUACAAUUAGGUGGUUGGAAACCCGGCCCCCUGAAUUCCCUUACGGAUGUUCCUGGUGUUCGGGUUCAUACUCAGGAAAUCUUUGCUGACGAUGGCGCCGUGAACACUGGCGUCACGAGUAUCUUGCCUCGAGAAGAAUGGUUUCAUAAAGCCUGUUACGCGGGGAUGUUUAGCUUCAAUGGCUCCGGUGAAAUGACUGGUAGCCAUUGGAUCAAUGAAACUGGCCUCCUAUACUCCCCUAUUGUUAUCACCAACUCUUUCGCUGUGGGUGCCGCCUACCAGGGAAUAUACGAGUACACCAUCAAAGCUCAAGGGGUGACGAAGGGGAAUGUCGACUGGUUUCUGUUACCUGUGGUGGCAGAAACCUUUGACGGGUACCUAAACGACCUCACUCAAUUCGCGGUUAAGCCGGAACACAUCGUCAAGGGUCUUGAGAGUGUCUCGAGUGACCGUGUCAGGGAAGGUAAUGUCGGUGGUGGGACUGGAAUGAUCUGCCAUUUUUUCAAGGGUGGUACUGGUAGCAGCAGCAGAAUGGUCGACGGAUUCGAUACCAAAGGCGAGCCCAAGAAUUACACAGUCGGUGUGCUUGUGCAAGCCAACUACGGCAGGCCACACCACUUCCGCAUCGCGGGUGUACCGGUUGGAAGUAUUCUAGCCAAGGAAGCCGAUAAAGCUGCCGAAAGUAGUAUGGCAAUAAAACUGGCAAGAGAAAACCUUGAAAAGGAGAAAGAUAGGAAGGACGGGAGUAUCAUUGUCAUCAUCGCGACGGAUGCACCCCUACACCCUACACAACUCCAAAGACUUGCUAAGAGGGCGACAGUGGGAUUGGCGAAAGUUGGUGGUUACGGGCACAAUCCCUCUGGCGAUGUCUUUUUAGCCUUUUCGACAGGCAAUGAGAUUCCGGUUCAACAAGAAGUGGACCGAUUCAAGACAAGGCCUAUCACUGUUGACGUGGUUGAUGAUGCAACUAUUAAUGCAUUAUUUGAGGCCACAGCAGACGCCACGGAAGAGUCGAUAUACAAUUGUCUAUGCAUGGCCGAGACGAUGGUAGGAAAUCAGGGCCAUAGAAUCGAGGCACUUCCUCUUGAGAAGGUCAAAGAUAUCAUGGAGCGGUACGCUUGAAUAUCGAACUGGGUGCAAGUUUAUCCCGCCUUCAAUGUUGAUAAAUGUCAGAAAGAAUAAAAUCAGUGGAUGGAAUUGAGGGUGCAUGUGUUCCGUGCCGUGGAAGCGACGUCACAAUUAAUUAAAUGAAACGUAGUGGCUUAUAUGUGGCGCUCAGUAAGUACCUGGUACUUAUGAC